Molecule: messenger RNA, 2855 nt
Organism: Pollicipes pollicipes
Lineage: Eukaryota; Metazoa; Arthropoda; Thecostraca; Pollicipedomorpha; Pollicipedidae
Gene: Pdss2
Product: Decaprenyl diphosphate synthase subunit 2
Biological process (GO): isoprenoid biosynthetic process; ubiquinone biosynthetic process
Cellular component (GO): mitochondrion; transferase complex
Molecular function (GO): prenyltransferase activity
Source: RefSeq, a predicted model, not a curated record
UCUGUCUUAACUCGACGAACGUGGCGCCUUUCUCCUCGAAUUAUCCUCCUUACUGCGAAGAAGAGCUAGUUGGUUAGGUCGCGUGGUGGUGGGCUUCGUAGUGGUGGCGUUUGUGAUUAGGAUUUGUGAGUAGUUGCUGUUUAACAGUAAAAUAACACGAUGUCGCGUAAUGUUUCAUCUCUCGCGAAGUUUCUUAGAGCUCCGCGUAGUUCAAGCGCCACAGGAGCAGGUCUAAGUGGCAUUCAGGCACUGACAGGAAAAUCAAACAAUAUUGCGAGUUUCCGAGCUCAGGCACGACUGGUGUCAAAUGUCUCAGAAACCUCUAGUUCUGCAAGCAAGUAUACUGAUGGUCUGUUGGGAUCAUUGGUCAAUGAACAACAGCUCACUCAGCAAAGUAACCCAAAUCAGACAGUAACUAAAAAGCCUGAUUGGAAUAGGGCUGUGUCAGAUGCCGAAAAAAUUGUUGGAUACCCAACAUCAUACCUGAGCCUUCGCUGCCUUCUCAGUGAUGAAAUUUCUAACAUUGCUGUACAUGUGCGCAAGCUUGUAGGAACGAGCCAUCCUCUGCUUAAGACUGCCAAGCGGCUGAUCUACAAUGGCAGAAACAACAUGCAGACGCGCGGCCUCAUUGUGCUGCUGCUCUCUAAGGCAGCCGGCCACAUGAACCCCGAGGAGCUGGAGGUGGCUGAUGAGCAGGAUAAGCCGGCCGGCGUCUCCCACAGCCAGCGCUCUCUGGCGGAGAUCACCGAGAUGAUCCACACAGCGCAUCUGAUCCACAAGGGCGUCGUGAACCUGACGCCGUCCGACUUCCCCGACGGCAACACGCUGCAGGACAUGACGUUCGGCAACAAGAUUGCCAUCCUCAGUGGCGAUUACCUGCUGUCCAAUGCCUGCACGGGCCUGGCGGCGCUUAAGAACUCCAAGGUGGUGGAGCUGAUCAGCACCUCCAUCUCGGACUUCAUGGAGGCCGAGUUCAUCGGCGUGCAGGACACGCAGAGCAACCCCAUCCCGACCAAGAACAUGGCGAUGGAGGAGUGGGCGGCCAAAAACUACCUGGCCGCUGGCAGUCUGAUGGCCAAGAGCUGCCAGGCCACGCUCGUGCUGGCCGGGCACUCGGAGGAGAUGCAGCAGAAGGGCUUCGAGUUUGGCAAGCAGAUCGCCUACUCGUGGCAGGCGCACGCAGACCUUCAGCCGUUCCUGGACCUGUACCGCUGCCCGCCGGGCACGCAGUUCGACCUGACCUCGGCGCCCGUGCUGCUGCACUGCCAGGAGCACCCCGAGCUGCUCGAGUACAUCCAGUCGUGCGGCGACACCAUCGACAACCUGGACUUCAAGUACCUGCACCAGGCCAUCAUGCAGGGUCCCGGCGUCAAGCAGGGCCUGGAGCUGUGCAUGCAGCACGCUCGGCUGGCGCUGGACGUGCUGGCUGACUUUGAGCGCUCGGACGCGCGCGUCGCCCUCGAGAACAUCAUCCAUGCCAUCAUGGAGUGCGACUAGCCGGCCGGCCGCGAGCCCGUAGCGGCCGGGUGCCGGCCAAGGAAGCAUCAAAAGAUGGAGGCUGGCGAUCGCAAGGGCGAUGAAGGUGUGCUGCUGACUCAGCGGCGGGUCGUUUCUUUGUGAAGCAGAGAUGUAGGGGACGAUUGCGGAGCGGACGGAUAACCACUUUGUGGUUCUGGCUCAUGAAAAAUACUCUGGGAUGGGACUUUUGGCGGUUGGCAGCUAAGUUCGAGUAGCAGGUCCGCACUCUGGCCUUGCUGGCCACCGGACUUCGACAGUAUUCUGUUCAUCAGCGAUGUUUUAGUAUUUAUUUGGCGGCCGUUAAACGGAUCACUCGAGCGUCACGUAGCACAGAAGCCUGGUGGAUCACCUCUAAGGCACCCGGCUUCCGCCUGGCCGGGCGAACGCUCGAAGCGAUCGCUGCUCAACUUUGUUCGCGGUGACGCGUGGCUGCAAACGCUCGCAGCUGCUGUCUUAAAGUGCAUUGUAUUGUGUCGUAGGAUUGUCGGGCCGGCCACUGGCUGGCGCUGGGGCCGACCUGGCGGCGUGCGCCGCUCCUGGCAGCCGCCCGGCGGGUCCGGCCGCCACCCAGGCGCCGGCCGCGGUCGGCUGCGCACCCCAGCCGGUCCAGCUCUAGUACUUAUACUCGCCUGUUAUGCGGUUCACGCUGUACGCCUGACCGUAGUUAGAUGACUCUAUUUUUACGACGCUGAUUUGUUUGCGUCGCGCACGUUGUAGCGUGUGCCGGCAGCUGUGCGUGUGCGUGUGCGCGGCACCUCCGGCGGCCUAGAGUGCCGCGGCCGCUCCGCUGGAGACGGGUCCGGGGGUGCGGCACCCGCGCGUGGCCGCCCUCCCCGCCGAGGCAGCUCAGCCUGGCCCCACCGACACGGCUCGAGGGCCGUCUGCUCAGGGUGGUGCACGCUCUGCCUCGGUCCACGCGGCCGUGUCGCUCCCGUGCUCCGUGGUGACCGGUGUGUGCUCUGUACGGCCGUGACUGCGGCCGUCUGGAGGCCACGGACACCGUCUGGAAGGUCCGGCCUGCUCGCUGUGCGGCAGCGGCGGAGCCUGACAGCGCCCCGCUGCAGGCUCGCGCCCUCAGGCGAACGUGGCCUCGAACCCUCAGGCGAACGUGGCCUCGCACCCUCAGGCGAACGUGGCCUCGCGCCCUCAGGCGAACGUGGCCUCGCACCCUCAGGCGAACGUGGCCUCGCACCCUCAGGCGGACAUGGCCUCGCACCCCAGGCGAACGUGGCCUCGCACCGGCCCGCCGCUGUUGUCUGCCAAUCUCCGUCUGUACCAUGUGUAGUGCUGUAGAACGGUGGUGGUCUGGUUAUAAAAUACACAGUGCAUCUCUGGAA